GAUGAUAAUGAUACAUACGAGGCAUGUUGAGACUAUUGAAUGAUUUAAAGAAAGGAAAAAGAAGAAGAAGAAGAGAUGAAUAAAGUCUAAUUAAAUUGAAAAUUUUUUUAUUCAUCUUUCUCUCUCCCUCUCUCACUCUCUGUACUGAAAAUUUUUUUUGUCGUGCGCUUCAGUGGGAAAAUAUGUUAAAUGAUUAUAUUUACUAUGAGUGAGACCUUAACUAUUGUAAAUAUGAGACUACUGGGUUUUUACAUGUUAGAUUUUGCAGAUUAGAGGGUGCUAAUAUCGAUUUUUCAAUAUUUAUUAUGUGAUUUGAAUACAUCUUUGAUAGAUUAGAAUCAACUUCAAGGAUGAAAUUCGUGGCAUUGAUCUCAGGUGGUAAAGAUUCAUUCUUUAAUAUCCAUCAUUGUUUAUCUCAAGGUCAUGAAUUAAUAGCUUUGGCAAAUUUAUAUCCUCAAGAUCCUAAUAAAGAUGAGAUUGAUUCAUUCAUGUUUCAAACUGUGGGUCAUGACAUCAUUGAUAAUUAUAGUCAACUUUUAAAUGUACCUUUAUAUAGACAGGCUAUCACCGGAGGUUCGUCCAAUCAACAUCUUGAAUAUUCCAUCACUAAAGAUGAUGAAAUUGAAGAUUUAUAUCAAUUAUUAUCCAAAGUUAAAUCAAAUCAUCCUGAUGUUGAAGGAGUCAGUUGUGGAGCUAUCUUGUCUCAUUAUCAAAGAAGUAGAGUGGAGAAUGUAUGUGAUAGAUUGUCAUUAACCUCCUUGGCUUAUUUAUGGCAAAGAGAUCAAUAUGAAUUGAUGCAAGAAAUGUGUCAGAAUUUGUUGGAUGCAAGAUUAAUUAAAGUAGCUGCUAUUGGAUUAAAUGAAAAUCAUUUAGGUAAAUCCAUAAGUCAAUUAUUCGCUCAAUUAGUGAAGUUAAAUCAAUUAUAUGAAGUCCAUAUAUGUGGAGAAGGGGGUGAGUUUGAAACUUUGGUAUUUGAUUCUCCCAUUUUUAAAGAUAAGAAAUUAGCAGUUAUCGAUAAACAAAUCAUAAAUCAUUCUAAUGAUGAUGUAUCAUAUCUUAAAGUGAAAGUUGAGGUCAUAGAUAAAGAUUUCCCAUCUGAAUAUUCCAAUAUCACCCCACCUGAUUUAUUAACUAAGGAAUUUGAUGAAAUUCUUGAUGAAGUAAAAGCUAGUCCUGAUAUUAAAAGUUUACUGAUAAAUGAUACUCCAGAGAAAUCAACCGUUGAGAACGUAUAUUCCAAAGAAUCAAUCUUCUCAACUAAGACUAAAUUAUACAUAUCGAAUUUAAUCUCACUUGAAACCGAUAUAAAAGAUCAAGCAGUUGAGAUUUUCCAAAAAUUAACCGAAAUAUUAAUCCAUAAUGACUUAACAUUUAACGAUAUCCAACAUAUAACCCUCUUGUUAUCAGACAUGACUAAUUUCACCGAUAUAAAUUCAAUCUAUGGACAAAACUUUCAAGAUUUAUACCUUCCCCCCUCGCGAAUCUGUGUUGAAACCAAUUUAAAAACAGACAUUCAAUUAUCAUGUAUCGUACUUAAACAUCAUGGAAACAACCUCAAAUCAGGCCAUCAUAUACGAUCAAGAUCAUACUGGGCUCCUCAAAAUAUCGGACCUUAUUCCCAAACUAUAAUCGAAACCAGAGAAAGUUAUAAAUUAGCAUCGUUGUCAGGACAAAUACCAUUGAUUCCAAGUACGAUGGUGCUUUCUACGGAAAAGAUUGAGUUUGAUUCGGUGUUUUCUUUACAACAUUUAUAUAGAGUUAAGACAUUAGCUAAUGUGAAUAAGUUAGGUCUGAUUAUAUGUUUCAUUACUAGUGAUAAAUAUUUAUCGGUGGUGAGUAAUACUUGGAAAGAGUAUUAUUCUGGUAUAGAAGAUGGGAAGACUGGACUUGGACAAUUGGUUAUCGUUCAAGUUUCGGCAUUGCCUAAGAAUGCUAGAGUUGAAUGGGGUGGUAUAAGUUAUGAAAGUGUUUCUAGCAUGUAUGAUGAUGAUGAUGAUGAUGAAGAAGAAAAGAAAAAUGAGGAUAAGUUGAAUAGUUUGAUUGAAAAGUUUGAGGUUAACAGUCAUGUUGAUGUUAAUAAGGAUGGUUCAAUGAAGAUAGUUACCUUAUUCACCAAUGAAAGUCAGCUAGUCCAAGAAGCACUUGACUAUAAUGACGAUAAAAACUACAUUCAAGUGGUUGCUUCACAUUCAUUGAUCACUAAAUUAACUUCUGGGUCGGGAUUUGAAUUCCUUCCUGUUGAGAAUGUUUGGGAUUAUAAAGGUAAUCACUACAACUACUCUAUAAUUUGGAAAUUAGAAAAUUAAAGCUAAUCAAAGUCUUUAUAUUAAUACAACUGACACCGAAACAUCUAAAUAGCAG
Molecule: messenger RNA, 2361 nt
Organism: Scheffersomyces coipomensis
Lineage: Eukaryota; Fungi; Ascomycota; Pichiomycetes; Serinales; Debaryomycetaceae
Product: diphthine--ammonia ligase
Exons: 1
Coding region: 351-2306 (651 amino acids)
Biological process (GO): protein histidyl modification to diphthamide
Molecular function (GO): diphthine-ammonia ligase activity
Source: RefSeq, a predicted model, not a curated record